AUGCGUAGGCGAUCGCGAUCUGUAGAUCACGUGGUCUUUGAUCCCGAGAUAGAAGCCACAGCUAGGGGACUCAAUGCUGAGAGAAGAAAGAGGGACCAGGAAAAUAUUCAGAGAGCACCAAUGGCUCGUCCUCUUCGAGAAUAUAAUAUACCAGAUGUCACAUCUACAUCUAGCAUUGCCAGGCCUACUAUCAAUGGAGCCUCCGAUGAAGCUCUUCGCCUCCGCUUGUUCCCUUACUCCUUGCGGGACAUAGCAAAAGAAUGGUUGAAAAGUCAUGAAGCGAACAAGUUCACAAAUUGGAAUGAAUUAGCCAUUGCUUUUUGUCAGAAGUACAAGGAUUUACAAAGGCAGUGUCCUCAUCAUGAGAUUCCAACAUGGCUCCUUAUCCAGACAUUCUAUAACGGGUUGGCUCAUGAGGUUCGAAUUUCUAUUGAUGCUGCAGCAGGGGGUGCUCUCAUGGGUAAGACAGCUGCUCAAGCCCAGGCAUUGUUCGAGGAGAUGACCGCCAAUAGCUACCAUUGGUCUAGUGAACGAUCUACAUCUAAGAAGGGCAGCAAGUAUGAGGUCGAUGCCAUAACUUCACUCUCUAGUAAGGUUGAUGCUUUGUCUCAACAAAUCAAGAAUAUAUCAGUUGGUGCUAAUGCCGAGAUGAAUGCUUUACAGGGGAACAAUGCAAAUUCCAUACCUAGAAAUGAUCCUUACUCGAAUACUUUCAAUCCUGGUUGGAGGAAUCAUGAGAACUUCUCUUGGAGCAACAAUCAACCUCAAGCACCACAUAAUUCCAACCCCCCUGGGUUUCAGCAGAGACAACAAGGUCCACCCUCUCAACAACCCCCUCAAAAGUCAUAUAUUGGUUCAUUGCUAGAAAGACUCGUAGCAAUCUCCGAGGAAACGAACAAGAAGUUUGAUAGGAUUGAUGCUAACAACAAGAUAGUUGACACCCAAAUUGCACAUCUAGCCCAACAAAUGUCACAUGUGACUCAACAGGUAACCCAGCUUCAGAAGGCACCUCCUCAAUUUCCAGGGCAGCCAGAACCAAAUCCUAAGAAUCAUCACAAUGUAAGUGCAAUCACUUUGAGGUGUGGAAAGACUUUAGAGGAACCAAUGAAACCUAUUGUGACAUCAUCGAUAGUUAAUAAAGAUGACAUUACUGAAGAGGUUGAGAAAGCUCCAUCAAAGCCUGCUAGAGUUUAUGUAGAGUCGGCUCCUUUCCCCCAUCGAUUGGCAAAGACUAGAAUAGAGAAGAAGUACGGGAAGUUUAUUGAGUUAUUGAAAUAUGUUCAUUUUAAAAUCCCAUUCCUUGAGGCCAUUUGCGAAAUUCCUGCCAAUGCUAAGUCCUUGAAGCAACUUCUGGCUAAGAAGAAGAAAAUUUGUGAAGCUACUACAGUGGAGCUUUCCGAGGAGUGUAGUGCCAUUCUUCUUAAUACACUCCCUCCAAAGCUCAAUGAUCCUCAAAACUUCACUAUUCCAUGUUCUAUUGGGGAUGUAACUAUUCAAAGGGCACUUUGUGAUCUUGGAGCGAGCGUAAGUCUCAUGCCUAAUGUUAUCUUCAAAAAGCUCAAUUUUGGUGAUCUUCGUCCUACUUGUGUCUCCCUGCAACUAGCAGACCGAUCUAUACGAUAUCCUUUGGGUGUUUUAGAGGAUGUACCCCUCCAAGUUGGCAAGUUAACUAUUCCAUGUGAUUUCUUUGUUAUGGAGAUGCCAGAAGAUGCGCGCACCCCAAUCAUACUCGGUAGACCAUGUCUUGCUACUGCUGGAGCUCUGAUUGAUGUGAAACACGGUAAGCUUUAA
Messenger RNA from Beta vulgaris subsp. vulgaris (sugar beet), 1791 nucleotides. RefSeq lists its product as uncharacterized. The transcript is spliced from 4 exons. The coding region runs from base 1 to 1791 and encodes 596 amino acids. NCBI's taxonomy places the organism in Eukaryota, Viridiplantae, Streptophyta, Magnoliopsida, Caryophyllales, Amaranthaceae. The record is from RefSeq and is a predicted model, not a curated record.